AUGCUGAACGGAGCUUUGUUGCUAAGUAUUAUAUCAGUGGCUGGGAUCUUAAAGACAGAGAGUCGUAAAACCGCCAAAGACAUAUGCAAGAUCCGCUGUUUAUGCGAAGAGAAGGAGAACGUGCUUAAUAUUAAUUGUGAGAAUAAAGGAUUUACCAGCGUUAGUUUGCUUCUCCCUCCACAGUCCAGAAUAUACCAGCUUUUCCUUAAUGGCAAUUUACUGAGCAGGCUAUACCCAAAUGAGUUUGUCAAUUACUCCAAUGCAGUGACUCUUCAUCUGGGGAACAACGAACUACAGGAUAUCAAAACUGGUGCCUUUAAUGGCUUAAAAACUCUGAAACGUUUGCAUCUAAAUAAUAAUAAAUUGGAAAUGUUAAAAGAGGAAACUUUUCAGGGCCUGGAAAAUCUUGAAUAUCUUCAAGCAGAUUAUAAUUUCAUCAGUGUUAUUGAAGCUGGAGCUUUCAGUAAACUCAAUAAAUUAAAAGUGCUGAUUCUUAAUGAUAAUCUUCUCCUGUCUCUUCCAAAUAACGUGUUUCGUUUUGUGCUGUUAACUCAUUUGGAUCUGCGAGGCAAUAGGCUUAAAAUGUUGCCCUUUGCUGGUGUCCUUGAACACAUAGGAGGCAUUAUGGAAAUACAGCUGGAGGAAAAUCCUUGGAAUUGCACCUGUGAUCUGAUCCCACUCAAAGCCUGGUUAGAUACCAUUACUGUGUUUGUGGGAGAGAUUGUAUGUGAAACCCCUUUUAGGCUGCAUGGCAAAGAUGUCACACAACUGACCAAGCAAGAUCUAUGUCCCAGAAAGAGUGCCAGUGAUACAAAUCAGAGAUCUGCACACCCAGCAUUUUCAGACCCUCGUAUACAGAGGCAACCUCCUACAUAUAACCCAGCUGUCACCCCAACUAGAGCCCCCAAAGCCAGCAGACCCCCUAAAACCAGAAAUAGACCCACCCCAAGGGUUACGGUCUCCAAAGACAGGCAGAUAUUUGGGCCCAUUAUGGUUUAUCAGACAAAAUCUCCAGUCCCUUUGACUUGUCCUGAUGCCUGUGUGUGCACAUCGCAGAACUCUGAUAGUGGCUUGAAUGUUAAUUGCCAAGAAAGAAAAAUUAGUAACAUUUCCGAUCUUCAGCCUAAACCUAGCAACCCAAGGAAGCUGUACUUGACAGGUAACUAUUUACAAAUUGUUUAUAAAAAUGAUCUUCAAGAAUUUAGUUCACUUGAUCUGUUACAUUUAGGUAAUAAUCGAAUAGCAAUUAUACAGGAAGGUGCCUUUUCUAACCUCACAAGUUUACGCAGACUUUAUCUUAAUGGCAAUUACCUUGAAAUAUUGUAUCCUUCCAUGUUUGAUGGUUUGUACAGUUUACAGUAUCUUUACCUAGAGUACAAUGUAAUUAAGGAUAUUUUGCCACACACAUUUGACGCUCUUAGCAACCUCCAACUCCUGUUUCUCAACAAUAACUUAUUAAGAUCACUUCCUAACAAUGUAUUUAAAGGAACAGCUCUGACAAGACUGAACCUGAGAAACAAUCACUUCUCAUAUCUGCCAGUUAAAGGGGUACUGGACCAGCUAACUGCUUAUAUACAGAUUGAUCUCCAGGAAAAUCCAUGGGAUUGCACAUGUGAUAUAUUAAGGCUAAAAGACUGGAUAGAGCAAUCUAGUUCCACUGUGGUUGUUCAGGAGGUGACAUGUGAAUCACCAGUUAAGCAUGCGGGGGAGCAUUUAAGGUUAAUAGCAAAGGAAGCUAUUUGUCCAGAAUAUCCUAAUUUUUCUGAUGCCAAUCUUCUGUCAUUUAAUCACAAAACUUACACAGUACAUCCACUUAGUGUCUCCCCAAGUCCUUAUACUGAGCUACACACUGAAGUCCCUCUCUCUGUGUUAAUUUUGGGACUGCUGGUAGUUUUCAUCCUCUCUGUUUGCUUUGGGGCUGGAUUAUUUGUCUUUGUUUUGAAAAGACGAAAAGGAGUGCAGAGUGUCCCAAGCAGCAGUGCUAACAAUUUAGAUAUUAGUUCCUUUCAACUCCAGUAUGGGUCAUAUAACCCAGGCUCUAACGAGAAAACUGAGGCUCAUGUGUACAAUUACAUUCCUCCACCUGUUGGGCAAAUGUGUCAAAAUCCAAUUUACAUGCAGAAAGAAGGGGAUCCAGUUGCUUACUACAGGAACCUUCAAGAAUUUAGUUAUAGUAAACUGGAUCAUAAAAAAGAUGACCCAACUACCAUUGCCUACACAAUAAGCACAACUGAACUGUUAGAAAAGCAACCAUCAGCAGAGUCUGAAAUCUUGUAUCAGAACAUUGCAGAACGUGUAAAGGAACUUCCAAGCGGUGGAGUGGUUCAUUAUAACUUUUGCACCUUGCCCAAGAGGCAGUUAAUGCCUGCAUAUGAAUCAAGGCGUCAGAACCAGGACAGGAUUAAUAAAACUGUUUUAUAUGGUACACCCAGAAAGUAUUUUGCAGAACAAUCAAAACAUGAGCACCUCUUGCUCCAAGGAAAAUUGCAAUCAGAGCCUGAUUACCUCGAGGUUCUCGAAAAGCAAACAGCAAUAAGUCAGCUGUAG
Molecule: messenger RNA, 2547 nt
Organism: Bombina bombina (fire-bellied toad)
Lineage: Eukaryota; Metazoa; Chordata; Amphibia; Anura; Bombinatoridae
Gene: SLITRK2
Product: SLIT and NTRK like family member 2
Exons: 1
Coding region: 1-2547 (848 amino acids)
Biological process (GO): regulation of presynapse assembly; positive regulation of synapse assembly; axonogenesis
Cellular component (GO): membrane; glutamatergic synapse
Molecular function (GO): protein binding
Source: RefSeq, a predicted model, not a curated record